Dichotomopilus funicola is the source of this 2196-nucleotide messenger RNA. RefSeq lists its product as uncharacterized. Lineage: Eukaryota; Fungi; Ascomycota; Sordariomycetes; Sordariales; Chaetomiaceae. Gene Ontology annotation, biological process: threonyl-tRNA aminoacylation. The transcript has 2 exons. Gene Ontology annotation, molecular function: ATP binding; threonine-tRNA ligase activity; nucleoside triphosphate diphosphatase activity. The record is from RefSeq and is a predicted model, not a curated record. Bases 1 to 2196 code for a protein of 731 amino acids. Gene Ontology annotation, cellular component: cytoplasm.
AUGACCUCCAUCUACAGCCCCGGGUCACCGAUUCUCCUCCCCAACGGCGCGCGCAUCUUCAACCGCCUGGUCGAUUUUCUCCGCCAGCAAUACGUCCGGUAUGGCUUCCAAGAAGUCAUCACCCCCACCAUCUACAAAAAGGCGCUCUGGGCGCAGUCCGGCCACCUCGAGAACUACGCAGAGGACAUGUACACCGUCACAAGCACCUCCCCGGCGCGCGCCGACACCGUCGGAGCAGGCGAAGAAGCCGAGUACGGCCUCAAGCCGAUGAACUGCCCGGGCCACUGCCUCAUCUUCGGAUCGCAAACCCGCAGCUACCGCGACCUCCCACUCCGCUAUGCCGAUUUCAGUCCGCUGCACCGGAACGAGAUCCAGGGCGCGUUGAGCGGGUUGACGCGCGUGCGCCGGUUCCAUCAGGACGACGGGCACAUCUUUUGCCGGCCGUCGCAGAUCCGCGAGGAGAUUGCGAAGACGCUGGACUUUGUCCGGCUUACCUAUAAGGUCCUCGGGCUGGGACCCUACCGGCUGGUGUUGUCGACCCGGCCGGACCAUUAUAUCGGCUCACCGGAGGACUGGGCGCAGGCGGAGGAAGCCCUGAAGACGGCUCUCACCGAGAGCGGGCAUGAGUACACCAUCAACGAGGGCGACGGGGCGUUUUACGGGCCCAAAAUAGACAUUAUCCUCAAGGACUCAGAUGGAAAAGAGCACCAAACAGCGACGGUCCAGCUCGACUUUCAGCUACCCAAGCGUUUCGACUUGUCAUAUGACGCGCCGGCGCCCGAGUACGAGAAGCGUGGUGAGACCACCACAGAUCCACAACUACUCGGCGAGUAUGGGCCGGUACAGCCGGUUCUCAUCCACCGCGCGGUGCUGGGAUCUGCCGAGCGGCUCAUGGCGCUGCUAAUCGAACAUUACAACGGCAAAUGGCCGUUCUGGCUGAACCCGCGCCAGGCCAUCGUCAUCACGGUGAACGGGACGGAACCCGUGGUGGGUUGGGCGCGGCAGGCAUACAAUCUCCUGCUUGGAGUGUCGUCAGACUCGGCUUCGGCGGCAGUCACAGAACCCACGGCGCCUACCGGUCUAGCGGUUGACUUUGAUGAUAGCGACCGGAGCGUGGGGUUGAGGGUGCGCGAGGCUGUGGCUAAGGGGUAUGGGGUGAUUGUUGUCGUGGGGCCGCAGGAUGCGGAGAACAAAACGGUGGGUGUUAAUGCUAUGGCUCUGGCUAAGCCGGGGGAUAGUGAGGCGGAGCUUAAGAGGCUUAAGAGGAUGGAUAUGACGCCUGAGGCGGCGCGGGAGUAUAUGCUGUCUUUGUUCCCGCAUAACUUCAACACCAUGGACAGUCUCACCAACCCCUCCGAACCCCCUCCCGAUUACAUCACCGCCGCCCGCGCCCACGGCAUCCCCCUCCGGCAAAGCGCGCCCAUCAAAAAAGGCCCCUUCCCCUUGGAACUCCCCAUCCUCACCUACCUACGCUCCAAACGCGUAAUCCUCGCCAGCGCCUCCCCACGCCGCAAAGCCCUCCUCGCCCAAAUUGGCCUCACCAACCUCGACAUCCGCCCCUCCACCGACCCCGAAGACCUCGACAAAGCCCAACACACCCCCGAAGAAUACGUCGCCGCCACUGCGCAGCGCAAGGCCCUGGCUGUCUACCAGGCGGCGCUAGCCCGCCAGGAGGAAGUCGCGGAGCACGAAAGCAAAAAGGACGUGCCCAACCCCAACCCGAACCCCCGCGACAAGGAGGACCCGGCGGUGGUGAUCGCCGCAGACACGGUGAUUGCGACACGGACCGGGCAGAUCCUGGAGAAGCCGCGGUCGGAGGCAGACCAUGUGCGGAUGCUGACGCAUUUGCGGGAUACGACGCAUCAUAGGGUGUUGACGGGGGUGUGUGUGCUGGCGCCGAAAGUGGAUGCGACGCACCCGGGGUAUGAGAUUGCGUCGCAUGUGGAGGAUACCAAGGUUUUUUUUGCGGCGGAGUCGGAGGGGUUGCCGGAUGAUGUUAUUCAGAGUUAUGUGAAGACGAGGGAGGGGGCGGAUAAGGCCGGGGGGUAUGCGUUGCAAGGGGUGGGCGGGUUGGUGUUGGUGGAUAGGGUGGAGGGGAGCGUGGAUAAUGUGAUUGGGUUGCCGGUGAGGAAGUGUUUGCAGUUGUGUGAGGAGGUGGUGUUUCAGCAGGGGGGGAAGGAGGAUGAGGAGGAGUAG